UAUCCUUCCUGACACAUGACAGACAGUCAUGUGAUUCCCUGUGUUUACCACCGUUACCAGUGAACUGAGUGCCUGCGAGAGCGGAGGUGAGUGUGGUGCGGGGAGGAGGAUUAAAGUUAACCGUUAACCACGGAGGCUAGACAGACACCCCGCGCACCCAUCCCUUCUUGCCCUUAUUAUCGGAUGGGACGACAUCGUGGAGAAGACAGCUGAGCACGGGACGGCAAGCACCUUGGAAAACAUUCCUCCUUCCAAACAGCAACCACCAGUGCAGUAAUGAGUGAGGAGAAGUUGGAGCAGUAUCGCCAGAGGUUCCGCUCGGAGCUGGACCGGGUGGUGGACUUCUGGCUCAAGUACUCCCACGACCAGGAGCACGGUGGCUUCUUCACCUGCAUCGGGAAAGACGGCAAGAUCUACGAUGACCUGAAGUACGUCUGGCUGCAGGGGAGACAGGUAUGGAUGUACUGCAGACUCUACCGAACCAUGAAGAGGUUCCGGAGACCUGAGAUACUAGAAGCUGCCAAAGCCGGUGGGGCGUUUCUGCGUCGUUUUGCACGUGUGCCGUCUACGGGCAGCCCGUGGAAGUGUGCCUUCUGCCUGACGCGGGACGGGCGCGCUGUGAAGGUGCAGAGGACCAUUUUUAGCGAGUGCUUCUACGUCAUGGCCAUGGACGAGCUGGCCAGGGUCACCGGCGACACGGACAUGCAGUCGGAGGCGGAGCAGAUGAUGGAUCAGCUGGUGCACUGGGUGAGGGUGGACCCGUCUGGUUUGGGCCGGCCCCCGAUGCCCGGCGCCGCCCCCGUCAACAGCAUGGCGGUACCCAUGAUGCUCAUGUGCCUGCGGAGCCAGCUGGCCGAGGGCCGGCCGCAACUCAGCCAGAAGUACGCCGAGCUGGGGGAGUGGUGCGUCACGCAGAUCCUCCAGCACAUACAGAGAGAUGGGACGGCCAUCUUGGAGAAUGUGUCACCGGAGGGAAAGGAGCUGCCAGGUUGUCAGGGGCGACUGCAGAACCCAGGUCAUGCCAUCGAGGCUGGCUGGUUCCUUCUGCAGUAUGCCCAGGAGCAGGGGGACGGCGGACUGCAGCAGACGGCCAUCGACAAGUUCAUGGAGGUGCCCUUCCUCUCCGGCUGGGACAAGCAGCACGGGGGCAUACUCUACUUCCUGGACGUGGACGGACACUGCCCCACGCAGCUGGAGUGGAAUAUGAAGUUGUGGUGGCCUCACUGUGAAGCUCUGAUCUCCUACCUGAUGGCCUACCAGCACUCCAGAGAAGACAUCAUGCUGCAGAGAUUCACACAGGUCUACGAGUACACCUUCACACACUUCUCGGAUGCGGAGCAUGGGGAGUGGUUUGGCUACCUUGACCAGCAGGGGGCGGUGGCCCUGGACUUCAAAGGAGGCCCCUUCAAAGGGUUCUUCCAUGUUCCCCGGUGUCUGUACAUGUGUGAGAGACUGCUGGACAGCCUGAUAGAAGGGAAAGCCAAGUAAAGGCCUGAAGAUCUCAUGAGUCUGGAGACUCUCCUUCAUCGAGGCCAAAUUAGUGAUGGAGAGCACACACACGUCGGUUGAUACCAGCCAAAGAAUUGUCUGUUGGAGUAAGAUUCAUCAAGCCUGUAUACUUCGGAGACCUUCAGUUAGGAAGACUUUAGGUUGAGAAUAAAUGGAGUUAUCUUUGUGCUGUAGAUGGCGGUAGCGCAAAUCUUAUGCAAGCCAUCACCAAAUCCUCCUUUGCAUAUUGGGUGGGUGGUGGUGGUGUUUGGGCUAUCUUACUCUAAUAAGACAGUUCUUUGUCCUUAUGGUCUGCUACUGCUAUGCAAUAUUGCUUUACACCAUUUGACUCCUGCUUCGCACCAAUCCAUUGGCUUUCACUGCAUUUCACCAAUCAAUGUUUCAAUUGUUUUGUGGUAUAUCAUACUAUAUGACCUAAUGUUUACACACAUGCAGAUACAUAUGUUACAUAUGUCUCCAUUGUACUUGAAUUUGAGAAGGUUAAAGAAGGGAAUGAUUCUGGGGUGGGGGGUUAGAUGAUUUAGUGGCAUGUGGUGCAGGUACAUGCCAAUCCAAGUGGGGUCACAUGAUGCUAUUCUUAGUUAUGGUAGGCUACUCUGCCCUACAAAACAAGAACGCAGUAACUCAGAUUCUGGCAAACUGAGAAAAAAGGCUUCAAAGUUCCCUAUAUGGCGUGACAACUGUGUUGUA
Engraulis encrasicolus (European anchovy) is the source of this 2199-nucleotide messenger RNA. It is a transcript of the gene renbp, whose product is annotated as renin binding protein. NCBI's taxonomy places the organism in Eukaryota, Metazoa, Chordata, Actinopteri, Clupeiformes, Engraulidae. The record is from RefSeq and is a predicted model, not a curated record. Gene Ontology annotation, biological process: carbohydrate metabolic process; N-acetylglucosamine metabolic process; N-acetylmannosamine metabolic process. Gene Ontology annotation, molecular function: N-acylglucosamine 2-epimerase activity; peptidase inhibitor activity. Bases 277 to 1488 code for a protein of 403 amino acids. The transcript is spliced from 11 exons.